Molecule: messenger RNA, 6356 nt
Organism: Drosophila eugracilis
Lineage: Eukaryota; Metazoa; Arthropoda; Insecta; Diptera; Drosophilidae
Product: protein sprint
Exons: 9
Coding region: 663-6059 (1798 amino acids)
Biological process (GO): vesicle-mediated transport; signal transduction
Cellular component (GO): cytosol; endocytic vesicle
Molecular function (GO): small GTPase binding; guanyl-nucleotide exchange factor activity
Source: RefSeq, a predicted model, not a curated record
UAUGCUCAGGAUUGCCAUUUCCCUCGCUCUUUUAGUUUUUCAGCAUGGAAAUUGUUCAGGUUUUUCCAUUAUUUUUCCCAUUUUCCCCUCUCACCAUACGCAGAGUGUGGAGUUUCAUUAACGUGCAUUGUACGCCUGAGUGAAUUUUCCAUUUUAUUUACAUAUCAAGCGUUGGUCAGCAAAUGGGGUCUCGUUUUUUUUUUUUUUUUUUCCACCAGUUCAGACAGUUUUUCAGUUUUUUAUUGUCAUGACAACCACUCGAAUGAGAGUUGAGUGGAGAAUGGCUGGGUAAACGAUUCUCCAGCAUAAUUAAUUCUUAAAUAUUUUCUUAAUUUCAUCAUUAAAUGAAUUUCAAAUUAAAUAAACAAAUGAAAUGAAAACAAAAACAACAAAAAUGAAACAACAAAAGUGCAAACUGUGAAAAUGCCAACGAAGCUGCGGAAAAUAGUGCAAGAAGUUGCAUUUUAAACAAUAUAUAAAAAAAAAAUAGAAGAAGAACGAAACAGUCAACGAACUUGUCAUCCAGCAGGGUGAAAGAGACGGCCGAAGCCACAGAGAGGGAGACAGGGUCUGUUCUCCGCCUCUGAAAAUUUGCAUAGGGAAACACGACACAACCAGCAGCAGCAGCAGCAGCAACAGCGGCAGCAGCAGCAACAUCCAAGAUGUCACACGAAACAGCAGCAGUGUCAGUAACAGGAGUUCCAGGAUCAAUGUCCUGUGCCGAGAAUGCCUCGAAAGUGGAGGUCAUUGUGUAUACCACCAAAUCGGAUAAGACUCUUAAACAGAAUAUGAAUGCCAAGGAUGAUACGUUGAGGAAGCGUACUUCCUUGAUCAUAGUGCCACAGCAGGUGCACGACAUCGAGGUGGAUGAGAAGGAGACCAAAAUGGAUCAGACCAAGGCCAGAGAGAAUUCGAAUCGAAAUUCUACGGCCAGCAUGGAUAGCUGUGUCUCCGAUACGACCAGCCAGAGUAAUCAGUCGAGCAGCCCCUCCACUAGCAGCGGCAGUAGCAGUGGCUCUGAGGAUGCCCAUGCUGCCUAUCAGGAUCUACAGAAUGGCAAUGCUGUCCAAGAUCAUCUACAUUCAGCAUCGCCAGUGCCACGUUGUCAUUCAGCCAGCUCAUCAUCAUCAACAUCAUCAUCAUCCACCGCCUCGGAGUCCACUUCGUGCUCCAGUUCAGCGGAUUAUUCACUGCGCGAGCAGCUCAAGAACUUUGCCAAUCGAAAUGCCGAGGAACAGUUGAGAUCCUCGGCGGGAGGUGGUGGUGGUCUGGUAGAGCCAUCUGCUCGCCUGAUCAAGGGCAUGAGUCUACCGAUCCAGGGUGAUCAUCAGCAGUCCUCGGUGUCGACGGCUCUCUGUGAUUCCCUGCUAAGUCCCCAGGAGGUUCCCCUGGGAAGACGUUACGCCGAGGUGGCACAGUUUAAAGGUCAUCCCAAGGCAAGACAAAGUGAACCUCUACCCUCUGCCGUAGCCACUUCCUCAUCCUUGGAGGCCUCCUCCUUGGAUGCUGGCACCACCACCACCACCAACACUACCACCACCAAUAACAACAACAACAUCAACAACAAUCACAAUGGCCAACAGUCACAAAAAUCUCAGCAACAGGCUGCCAGUCUCAGUGCCAUCAGCAGCAAACUGAAUGUCCUGGCCCAGUCAAAUCUCAACAACAAUAACAACAACAACAACAAUACGACUUCCACAACCUCAAUGACAUCUGCCACAAAUCGAACUGAUCCGAAUCAGAAUCAAAAUCAGAAUAUAGAUAGUCGUAGGAGCAGCAGUCUAGAUCCAGAUGGAGAUGUGGAUGAUGUGGUGGAUGCAGCCCAUGGCGGCGCCUUCGAAGAUGACAUGCAGGCCCUGCUGCCCAAGUGCUCACGACGCUCCCGGGAUGAGCUAAGUCAGUCACGCACAUCUCUGGUUUCCAGCUCAGAGGGCGGCAUCUUGGCCGAGGGCGAAACAUCCAGCGAGGAUGACGAAGAAGUGGAGGAGCACGUUGAAGCCGAGGACGAGGGCGAGGAGAGCAGUCGCGAUUCCAGCGACAAUUCACCGCCCUGCGAUCUGGGUCUGAUGGAACGACUGCUGGUCACCCAUCCAAUGUGGUUCCUGCCUGGUAUCCAACGUUCCGGUGCCGUACAUCUGCUCCAGGGCAAGGAGGAAGGGACCUUCAUCGUACGUGGUUCCAGUCAGCCAAAUACGAUGGCAGUUUCGGUAAGAUUGCCCCAGGACACGGGACCCUAUAUCGAGCACUAUCUCAUCCAGUCGCACGAUAAUGUUUUGAGUUUGGAAAGCUCGCGUUUCACCUUCGGUUCGAUACCCUCGCUGAUAGCCCACUAUGCCCAAUGUUGCGAUGAGUUGCCGGUGCAGUUGAUGUUGCCACGAGUUUUGCGCGAGGCUAACAACCGAAAGAAGCUGAGCUCUUUGGCCCUGCUGGGUCAGGAGUUCUGGAGUUAUGCCAGCAGUCCGGCUCUCUUAGGUCCACCCACACCAACAGUGGCACCUUCGAAAGAUCAGCAUCUGCUGGAUGCGAAAUCACCACUCUCGUUGACAGAGACGAGUGGCCUGGGAACGGCCACGUUUUUCAGCGAUGCACUGGCCAAGCCACCGCCCACAGGAGCACCACCCAUCCCGGGCAGUAGUUUGUUUAGUCCCACAGGAAGUGGGCAGUUGCUGGGCUUUUUCAGUCAGGCGGGAACUCCAUCUGAUACCACAAACUCCAGCCUGAGCUCUUUCACCACCAGUGGAGGUCAACACCUGCAGCUACUAAGUCCGAAUUCGGUGGAUUCAGUGAUUCUUACCAUGUCACCGGUGGACAAUUCGGGACAUUACUUACCCGGCUCGGCUGGUGGUCCCUUGGCACCCAUUUGCCCUUCGCUUGUGGACCAACAGCUGAGCACGUUCAAGGUUGCCCAAACUGCGCCCGAAAUGGAUCAGGUACGUCCACAGCGACCCAAGCCACCGAAUACACUGAAUCUCAAGCCACCGGCACCACCGUUGCGCUGGUCAAAGCCACAUUCACCGGAUCAGAAUGGAAGUGGCAAUGGAAACUUUACGGUUACCACAACGGUUACCUUUUCCAUGGAGAACGGGGGAGCCAAUGGUGGACCAACUGCAGCGAAUGGUAAUGGAAAGUUCGUAGAGGUUACCACACCGGCGGCUAGCAAUCCCUUCAAUGCCCUGCUCAAUGGCCAGGCCAGCACUUUUCAGACAUUCGCCAAGCGACUGUCACCGGAGGGCGAGUGCAAGGAUACGCUGUCCUCGCAGGGAUCCUCAUCCAAUGAUGGCCGUUGGCCACCGACGGCUCGUAAGCUGCUCACCUCUCCAAUGACACCGCUAACGCCCAGCGGCGGCAGCAGCAGCAGUGGCGGCAAGUCUAGGAAAUCCCGAGCUGGCAAGGAGUCACAGCACUACAAGGAAUCGGACAUCCUUGAGAGCCCGCCACUGCAGUAUUGCGCCAGUGCGUUGAGCGACAAGAUCAGUGACUACGAGGAUGUCUGGUCACAUGAUCCCAGCGAUAGGGCCAGCCUGCUGACCAGUUUCCGCCCGGCACUAGACACGGUGGGUGGUGUGAUGAACCGAAGGCCGGAUCUGCUAGCUGAGACACCGAGCACUCCCACGCCGACGCAGCAGUCACACCUAGCGCCCUGCGAAGAGGAAACCACUGCCACGCCUAACGAAUCCUCGAGUCAGUCUUUGCUUCAGUUUUCCGGCGAUGUUCCAGCUCGCUCUCGAGCUGGUCUGCUCCUGCCAAAUCUAUCGGGACAAGCCCCGCCAGCUGCCAUGACCCAAUCGGUAUCGGCAGCCGACGAUGAUGGUGGCGAUACCACGCCCACGGCCGAAGGACAAACCCCUGGUGGUGGUCGCAGCAAGCAGGGCAGUCCCUUUUACGCGGAACCGGCGGAUGCACUGCGUCAGGCAGGCCUGACAAGUGCAGCCACCGCCAUACUGCGACGCCAGCAUCGCAGCCAAGUGCUGCACGCCAGCCAAAGACAUUCGGAACCACUAAAAGCGGGCUUCGGAGGAUCUGGCAACGGGGCCCUGCUGCAGCCCAUCGAGCUGGAGAAGCUGGCCGGCAGCCUGGAUGAACUAAAACCCAAACCGAAGGUUUCCCAGCAGCAACAACAGCAGCAGCAGUCGCAGCAGCAACAACAACAACAACAGCCCACCAAGCGGGCUCGCAAUCGCAUCGAUCACUGGCAACUGGACAGUAGCUGGGAGUUUAUGGCCAAGCAGGAUACGGGUAGCCAUGCUGGCGGGGAUUACGAUACGGCAGUUAUCGAUUGGCAGGAAAAGGAGAAUUCACUGGGCAGGGACAGUCGAGCCGAUGGGCAGGGCAAGAAGCGAGCGUUGACCAUCCAUCAGAUCAUUGCCAAGCGUUUGCCAGACCUCAAUCUGCCGGAACUGGUUCGUUGCUCCACGCCACCACAGACGGCUGCACUGCAGCCGCAUAUCCUGGGACAGGAUAAGGUGGGACUUGGAUGCGAUGGCAGCCAGAAGUCAUUCCAGAGCCAAAACGGCUGCAGGCUCUCCUCCUACGACAACGUCUUCUGCCAGAACUCAUUCGGAGGCAUCGAUUCGGCUCAGUCCGACGAUGGCACCAUUUUCUCGGAACCUUGGGAUUCGUCCCAGUGGGACUCCUUCCUGCCCCAUGAUGAUGCCACCAUCAACUCGGACACCAUUCAUCUGUCCAAGUGCCGACCCGCUCUCUCCGAGGACGACACUAUCAUCGAGGAAUUACAAAGCACCAAAGACGGCAGCAAUGGCAGCUGCAACCAGGACACACUGAAGGCCAAUAGGAAUGGUGCUGGACACCAUAAGCUUAACAACAACGGCAAGGCCAAUCCAAGUCGACCCAAAGUGGCCACAAUUCUGCGGAAUCCCAGCAUGCGGGACCGUGAAGUCUUAUGUCACCCCCGUAACAAGAUGAGCAUCCAGAGCAGCGGCCCCGGCGACUCUUUAAGGGCCUAUACCCUACAAUUGGCCCAGGAUCCCAGCUCCACAUUUGCCCGCAACAUCGAAAACUUCAUCUGCUGCACCAAGGAAUCCCGAGAAGCGGCGCCCCAGGUGGUGAUGCGCAAUAUGCGGCAGUUUAUGAGCGGCAUGAAGAACUACCUGGUAAAGCAUGGCGAGGGCAAGUUCCAUGCCGAACUGGAAACGGCGAGGGCGCGACUAAAAUCCGAUGAGUUUCUCAAUUUGGACGCCAUGCUGGAGACGGUGAUGCAUCAGUUGGUGGUCCUACCACUCCGAGAGCAUCUCUAUGGCAUUUUUGUGGAUCACUAUCAGCGAAGCGAGGAUAUCCAGUUGCUGGCUCAGAAUGUUCGCUAUGCCUGCGAACGGGAAGCUGCCGACUUUGGCAUUCGUCCAACGGUUACGCCGCCUUCACAGGGCGCCCUGCGACUUAUCGCCAAUCUGCUGUGCCGCCUCCAGGAGGCUGAGUUGCCUCUGGAUAAGCUCGAGCUCUUCCUGUGCGUCAUCUCAACGGUAUUCGAUGCCACCGGCUGUCCACGUGGCCAGCAACUGGGCGCCGAUGACUUCCUGCCCGUGCUCGUCUAUGUGGUGGCCAAGUGUGGCUUUGUGGGCGCCGAGAUCGAGGCGGAGUUCAUGUGGGGCCUCCUGCAGCCAACGUUGCUAAAUGGAGAGCCGGGCUAUUACCUAACAGCCCUCUGCAGCGCCGUUCAGGUGCUGAAGACCUUCAUGGCCUCCGAGGGGGAGAGCGGCAGCGGAUCUCUGGAUUGGCGUUCCAGCUGCCUGCCCGCCUGUUCCAGUGUGCUGCGCGUGAUCAUACCAGACGAGUGCAAUGGCUCCUUGCAGACCAGGACACUGCCAGUACGGCCGCAUACUACCACGCGUGAGGUGUGUCGCAUCAUUGCCCAUAAGGCGAGAAUUACGAAUCCCCAGGACUAUGCACUCUUCAAGCUGGUGGAUGGCGAGGAGACAUUACUAACAGACGCCGAGUGUCCACAGGAUGCACGACUGGCGGCCAAGGGGAAGCAUUGUAUGUUGGCGUAUAAAAGGAUUGAUGCCAAGAUCGCUUGGCCAACUGCCCAGCUGGCAGGACACUGAUGCAGCUGCAAGGGAUUUAGCCCGACUACGACUACCGCACCAACAGCCCGCCCUGCCCGCCCUGCCCUGCCCUUCUUGCUCACUAACCAAGCAUAUUUGAUUAAUAAUUUAUUAUUAUUACAUUAAAAUAUACUUAGUAGCCUGUAAGUAAAGCUAAUUAAUGCUAAAUUAGAAAGCAUCUAAUGUGUACUAAACAUCAGUAUUGAGUUAAGUGUUUUUUUUUUUCCUGACCCCCAAAACGGGUUCAUGACCCCCCCUCAACAUUUUUUUGCUAAUAAAUGUACUAUGCGGAUAAUA